Rubroshorea leprosula is the source of this 2215-nucleotide messenger RNA. Lineage: Eukaryota; Viridiplantae; Streptophyta; Magnoliopsida; Malvales; Dipterocarpaceae. The record is from the annotation of a GenBank genome assembly.
CUUUUAUUCUGUAUCAUUCUCAUGAUAUAUUGUUUGAUAGAUCAUCAACAUUAUGGCAAUGAAAAAUACUAGUUCUGCAACUAUGAUUGUCCCUCAACUUCUAGAAAGUGGCAAUUAUAAGAGUUGGAGCAUUUUCAUGGAAGACUAUUUGAUUUCUCAAGAGCUUUGGGAUGGAAUCAUUGUUCCAUUCGGCGCCGAUCAACAGUUGUUUAGCGAAUCUGAGCGAAGAAAAAGAAAUGCUGCUGCUCUGAAUGCCAUUAAGAUUUCAUGCGGACCAGAAAGCUUUGUUCGUAUAAAGUAUACCCGUUCAGCAAAAGAUGCUUUGGAUAUGUUAGCCAAAAUGCAUAAAACAGAACCUGAAACUGAUGAAAGCACUCCAAAGGCAAGAUUAGCAUUUUCUUUUUCCUUUUGUACUCCCCCCUUCUUUGGGGAUAUUAAUUCUGCAAGUAUGAUUGUCCCUGUCCCUGAACUUCUAGCAAGUGACAAUUAUAAGAGAUGGAGCAUCUGUAUGAAAAGCUAUUUAGUUUCUCAAGAUCUUUGGGAUGCUGUUGUACACAGUUGUGCGCCAGCUGGAGUUGAUACAAAGGAGUGGAUUAAAAAAGAUGCUGCUGCUCUGCAUGCAAUUCAGAUUUCAUGUGGACCAAAAAAAUUUGAUGUAAUUGAGGAGAUCAGUUCCGCCAAAACUGCUUGGAAUACCUUGAAGCAAAAACAUAUAGAAAAGCAUCCCGAAGAUGGUCCUCCCCCUGCUUUGAUUGAUUUCCUGGAAGAGAAAGGUUUUCGAACUAUGGAAAGGCCUCAGUCCCUAAUUGUGCAGGAUGCAAUUGACAAAGGGAAUGUUAAUGCUGUAAUGGGCUUUUUUAAGAGCAAUCCAGGGGUAGAAAAAUUAGCAUUAUGGACGGGUUUGCCUCCUCUUCAUCAUGCAACCAUUGUUGGCAAGUCAAACAUCGUCAAGGCAUUGUUUGAGAAUAUGCCUGCAGUGCAAAAGGAUCUAUGGGAUAAUACAGCUCUAACACAUGCUGCUCAGGUCGACCAUGGAGAUUUGGCUUCAUUCCUUCUUCCAUUCUUAGGCAUAAAGCAAAUAUAUGCUUUAAAGUUGAGCCAUGGUUUCGCCCGUGCAAGUCUAUGUUUGAUUUAUCAGCACCUGACAAAAUUACACUUGAGGAAAUUUGAGGACACGAUUGCAUUAAGGAAAGCACUCACCAGGGUGAUCGAGAAUGACAUUUAUGAUUUUUUAACUGAAAUGGUCGAAACUAAUGCAGACUUACUUUUUGCACCGGUUCCAAAUGAUGAGACUACAAGUGACAACCUUCUCAUGGAUGCUACUGCAUUUCGUCGGGAGAAAAUUGCUCGCCUUCUUAUUGGACUCCCCCAUUGCAAGGUAUUUAUCAAUGCCGUGGAUUCACAGCAGAACACUAUAUUACAUAUGGCAGGCAAAUUGGCUUCUGAUUCUCAACUUUCUCGCAUUUCUGGUGCUGCUCUACAAAUGCAAAGAGAGAUACAAUGGUUCAAGGAGGUUGAAAGCCUUCUUAGCCAGCGUUAUAAAGAUUCCAAAAACAAAAAUGGUGAAACUGCUUACCAAGUUUUAGCUAGAGAGCACAAAGCUUUGCUUAAGGAAGCAGAGGAUUGGAUGAAAGGAUUAGCAAAUUCAUAUAUAAUUGUUGGCGCUCUCAUCAUCACCAUAAUGUUCGCAGCAGCUUUUACCCUUCCUGGGGCUGCCUCAGUAAUAAUAUUUUUGGGAUUUCUCACAUCACGUUACAACAUGAAAGAUUUCCACACACCUGUUCCCAAGAAGUUGAUGGCUGGGCUUUCUACUUUGUUUGUCUCUCUUGCAGCAAUGAUGAUAGCAUUUUGCUCAGCUAUUUUUCUCAUGCUAGAAAACCGAUGGUGGAUUAUCAUUCCAUCCGUGUUACUUGCAGGCAUUCCAGUCGGCUUGUUUGCGUGGUUGCAAUUUCCUCUGCUUGUUGAGAUUUAUGUUUUAACUUACAGAUCAGCAAUUUUCAGUGAGAAAAGAUCCUUGGCAAGCAAAAUAAAAGCAUUCUUCUCUGGGAAAAAGAAGAUUGAGUAGGUCUAGAUGAGUUUUUGUUUUAUGUUUGUCUUUAUUGGUACCGUAGCAACUCUAAGGUCCAUGCUUGGUUGUAAGUGAACAUUAAUUUUAUUGCCACUUUGUUUUUGUUAUGCCAUAGAAUUCUUCUGGUGCCUGCAUAAUUUUCAGAGU